CCGCAGUGGAGGGAGUGCGGCAGUCAGUAGCCUCCUAUGCUGCACCGUCGUCUCCACCCUCACAACAUACUCAAUACUGGGUAUCCCCAGCGCCCUCUGAUCCCCCUUCGCAGCAUAGGACUAGUGAGAAGGGCAGAACUGUGACCCUUGGAGUAACAAAACCACAGCCGGUUGGCCAUUUGGAGGCAACGCGGAGCCCAACAGAAACACAGGUGCCUCCCCGCGCACUUAGUACUGUCUUCCUACAGACCCAUCUCCAGGAAACACCCGCCAUUACCCCCGUCCCCACUCUCGCUCCUGCCACUCCUAGACCACAAACGCAUACUUUAGCGAUACAGACGGGUCAUCUACCAGCUGCAUCUAUGGAGGAGGUCAAUCCUAGAAUUGGAAGGGCCAGUAGUCAGCUCCUCCACGGUGCGUCGCCCAAUGGCUCAUCUUCGUCAGGAAAAACUCAGGUCACGUCGCGGCAAGACUCCCUUGAGGAGUCUGAGCUUCGCCUUCUUAACGACAGCAGCACUGAUCACUCCCCAACCAGAAAAUCCUCGCCAAGCCUACCCGCAAGCCCCACCCCGUUGGUGGAGACACCAGCAAAUUUGUCUAAUGGAUUUCUGGGCACCUUCAGUGGGAAUCAAGGCCAGAUCACGGCCCAAAAAUUCCCCGCCCAGCACUCUUCUAGCUCCAUUGAGACCUCACAGACUGAUCAAGCACAGCUGGCUAGAAUAUGGAGCGCCGGCGAUGAACAGUGGGCGGGCGGUGGUCAGCGGGGUGGACGGGGUCAAGGACCACCUUGGGCCUGGAGCAAAGGCAGACGGCGAAGGAGGAAGCUGCCUGGAGUGGAGGCCAUGGCGUCUUCGUCAUCUCAUCUGUCAGCUUCUACCGCACCUUCUCUUUCAGGCCAUGUCCCUCAUUCCGUGGGAGCAGCAACCUUCUCCUUGCAAAGUAAAGAGAGUAAAGGCAGUACUAAGGGUGGUGUUAAGUCUCCCGUGCAAUCUACUGAAGAAGUAUACUCGCAGGCUGGUGGCGGGGCCGGCAGUCGGUACGAGGUGCUGCGGUCCGGCGGCGGCCGCAUCGAUUUCGAGGUAAUGGAGACAGGCGAGUUCGACGGGUUCAGAGUCACGCGAACAAAGGAAGUGGAUGCACCGCCCCUGGCCUUGCCCCAGGAGGCCAAGUCACCCAAUGAAUCCUUGAAGAAAUACCAAGGGGAUGGAAGGACAAUGUCUUCCCGCCACAAGGUUCCGGAGGAUAGUGAGGUUUCGGCAUCAAAACGACAGCGGCUUCUCGGAGCAAUUAGGAGGCCGCCCGAGACAAUCCUGUCUUCCCCACUACACUCGCGGGAGGUUACCCUCCUCCUUCCUCCAUCGACGUUCUUCUCACCCCCUGUCACUCUGUACCAGAAGGCAGAGACCACUAGCAGCAGUGCACCUCCUCCCGUGCCCCUACCCACCACGGAGGAUACCUACUCCCGUGAACUUUCUCAGAUGAAACAGGAAGUGAAACAGGGAGCAAAAACUCACAUCCCACAUGUUGAGACGACAUGGGGAGAUGACCAGGGCCCCAUGGAUACGACCCUCUCGAGCCUGUUCAGCGGCGAACUCAUCCCGCCGCUGCCUGACCACUGGGGUCGUCCCUGGGAGGGGGAGGAUGGAUGGGAAGGGGACAUCUCUGGGGAUAAAAUGACCACAUCGCCCCCCAGAAAGAUGACUGCAGAUGUAGCUGUUAUUCCGCUUCAUUUAUCAACGCUAGUACCCGGAGACGAAUCGACGGGUGGCGAUGGAUCAGCUUGGAAGACGAAGCAGCGCGACACAAUCCUGCCUUAUUCCAAAGCUGCCACCCCGCACGUCCAUGAAGAGAGUGACAUUGACGAGACAUGGAAUCAACAGCAAUACCUUGAGCAGAACAUGAAUAUAGCGUCAGGUAGGGCGGGGGUGCCUGUUGCCUCUCGAUCCCAUGAUUCACACCAUGACACUGAGGAAGGAGGGAUGAUGAAGACCGGCAAAGCUGAGGCGACGGACUCAACAACAGGUGGGGAGAAAGGUGGGGGAGCGUCAUGGCCAGGGGCGGGGGAGAGAGUGGAGUUUGUCACAGUAGUACCCGGGGGCAGCUGGGACGUAUGGGGAGGUCCUGCCCUCUGGGACUCCAUCUCAUCCAGCAGUAACCACUCUCUGCGUGGUUCACCCGUCUAUUCUGUCUAUUGGGGGGAUACAGGGGGUCCAGGCUCCCCCGCCGGGUGGCCAGAGGGCGUGUGGGUAAUCCGCGGGGGCUCAUUAGCGGCGAUCAUGGCCUUGGUGGCCACGAUAUCAGUACAAGUGUCUCGUGAUGGCCAGGUCCGCCGUCCCUCAGCUCCAGCCGAUGGCCCUCAGCGCGCCCUACACAGCCAACACGCAACCCUCGCAACCAAUCUUGCCACUUCCCUCGCCUCUGCACACGUCCUCCUCAUAUUCGGAAUAGAGGCAACGGGAAGGGCGUGGGUGUGUGGCGUGGUAGGCCUCCUGCUGCACUUCCUCCAUCUCGUCUCCUGCUUCUGGCUCUUGGCACUCACCACACGGCUUCUCAGCUCCCUGCGUCAGAGACCCACCCUAAAUACGGCCCUCUACUGUGUCUUGGCGUGGGGUGCCUCCCUUGGUCUCGUGGUGAUAUCCUACGUGGUGAACCCUGAAGGAUAUGAGACGAGACGGUACUGCUGGAUGUCCGUGGAGCGAGGGAUGCUAGUAUCCUUCAUCGUCCCCGUAUGUUCCCUCAUCCUGUUGAACGCGGGCCUGUGUCUGGCGGCGCAGAAGCUCUUGCUUGACAUGCGAGAGGGCGUGAAGCACGAUGUGAUGGCUGGACACAAGCGGAACCUACGGGGCGCAGUGUGUCUGCUGCCGCUGGAGGGCGUCUCAUGGUUCCUCUGCGUCGUGGCUUUAGAGGACCAUCAAAGCCUCGCCCUCGACUGUGCCGCCGCCCUCGUCAGUGCUUCUCUGGGAUGGCUGGUGCUCUACUUCCACGGGUGGUCAUGGCGGUGCCACGGCCAGUGUUGGCUGCGGCAGCGCCUCUACUCCUCCUCCUCCGCCACCUCCUCAAUCUCUUCUCGCCGGCUGGACGACCUCUCCCUCCCGCUCACAGCCCGAUACGACCCCGACCUCGCCCACCAGCCCCUCUUACACCCUCUUCCGCCACCUCCUCCGCCCCCUUCCACUGCCCAAGGCUCCACCGUCACUGUUACCCCCACCACCUCCACCUGCAUUACCCCGCCGCCUCCUUCCCGCCCCGAAGAGUUUCCACUGCAGACAAUCUUCCCGGGUCACGACAGGCGGGAAGUGUACUAAAGAAAGACAUCAACACGGGUGGCGGCCUAUUAGCGUUUGCAAUCAGUACACACACACACACACACACACACACACACACACACACACACACACACACACACACGGGUAUGUUCGUAUUUGUAUUCUUAAUGGCGAUGAGGGUAAGAGAUAACACAGUAUCUACAUUAUUUUGUCAGAACAUAAGGCCAAGUAAUGAAAAAAAAAAAUACCAUUCAAGUCUUUGAAGUGUAACGGCGCUAAACACACCCACCCACCCACACACACACACGUUUUUGGCCCUCCGUCUCUCUCUUUUUCGUCUGGCAACCUUGGGUGUUUGUCAGCCUGUCGGCCAAGUUAGAUUGUGCCCACCAAACCAAUGCUCACAGUUCUAUCCCUUCAUAGAUGUCACUAGGUUGACUUCCUUGCUGGUGAUUUAGUUAAGAACAUUAGUUAGCCACAGCCUCAACUUCCGGUGACUCACUCUAAGUAGGUGUAUUGGUUAGCCUCCUCACCUACGGUACCAUGGAUUGAGUUCCGGCCGAAGCUAUCAGCGUAAGACCCAUUACACUGGACAUCUUUCCUAUGGGUUGGUUUAUGACCGAGUACGUGGAAAUUCAAUUAGAUUUUGUUCAUAUGAAACUCACACUCAGAUAUUUAUAAUAUGCAGAAGCAUUUCAGCGCAGCAAAGGUUUAAAAACUGAGAGCAGAGGCCAAGAGCAGCUAAUCUUAUGUCCCGAGCUUGAUUCGAGUGACUCCAGCCAUCGAUUUGCGACGGAACUCAUUCCAGAAUAACAGAAGUAAGACAUUCUAAUAUCACGGGUUCACUUCAAGUUUCAAGUUAGGAGUUUUAGGUAUUAAUUUUGUACAAAUCCCACCAACAAUACACGGGUUUGGUAAUGGAGAAUGUCAGGAUGGAGUUCAGAGUCAGUCAAGGAGUCACUUUCAAACUUCUCUGGAAAAUCAGUUGCUGAUCUUACUGCUUUGUUCAUUGUUUCGAAGUUCAGUAUUUUCAAUAGGUCCUACAUUUAUCCAAGGUUACAAAAAGAAAACAUCUUCCUAUUCACCUGCUAUUCAUGCCACAUUAUUUAAUUCAGUAUGUGCCAGUCAUUCAGGGUUUAGCUGUCUUUAUAAUAUUAUUAUUUUUAUAAUCAUUUGUGUUUCUGUUAUUACUAUUAUUAAAACUGAUAUUAAAGUCGAUUUAUAUUAGAAUUACUAUAAUUAGUGUUAUUCUUAUUGCCAUUGAUAUCAAUUUUGUUAAUAACAAUAAUAAUAAUAAUAAUAAUAAUAAUAAUAAUAAUAAUAAUAAUAAACUCCUCAUAAUUAUUAUCUUUAUAAUUAUGAUUACUAAUAUUA
This is a messenger RNA of Eriocheir sinensis (Chinese mitten crab), 4640 nucleotides long. RefSeq lists its product as uncharacterized. The record is from RefSeq and is a predicted model, not a curated record. NCBI's taxonomy places the organism in Eukaryota, Metazoa, Arthropoda, Malacostraca, Decapoda, Varunidae. Gene Ontology annotation, biological process: adenylate cyclase-activating G protein-coupled receptor signaling pathway; cell surface receptor signaling pathway. The coding region runs from base 363 to 3305 and encodes 980 amino acids. Gene Ontology annotation, cellular component: membrane. Gene Ontology annotation, molecular function: G protein-coupled receptor activity. The transcript has 5 exons.